UUUUGACGCAAUCUUUUGACGCAAUGGCCAACGGUGCGUCAAAAGAUCUACGGUUGGCCUCAGACCGAACCUUCCUGCCCUAAUCACUCGCAGACUCGCAGAGCCACAAUUGCAACAGUGCAAGGUUGUUGGUUAACUUGCCACAGUGCAAGUAUUCAAGUCAAGUUGCCUCGACUACCAUCCCUUGGUUUCUAUUACCGACUCUCUUCUUCGUUUCAAUUGUCGGUUGUUUGUUUGUUAUAACCACUAGCUAGCUAGCUAGCUAAAAGUGAUUUGUCUGUCAUGGCGAGUCUGGCGAAUGUGGAACACCGCAACCAAGAUGCCACAGUCUAUGUGGGUAACUUGGAUCCGCAGUGUACCGAAGACAUUUUGAUGGAGCUCUUUGUGCAGGUGGGCCGCGUGCAAUCGGUAUACAUGCCCAAGGACAAGGUGACGCAGACGCACAAUGGGUACGGCUUUGUGGAAUUUCUAGAUACCAUCGAUGCCGAUUACGCCAUGGCGAUUCUCAACAUGAUCAAGUUAUACGGACGACCCAUUCGAGUAUCCAAAUCCAGUUUGCACAACAAGAAUGGCGUCGAAGAUUCGUCGUUGGAUGUCGGUGCCAAUUUGUUUAUUGGAAAUUUGGAUCCACAAGGAGACGUCGAUGAGGGAUUGUUGCACGAGACAUUUUCUGCAUUUGGACAACUCAUUCGUCCUCCCAAAAUUGUACGAGACGAAGCUACCAAUGAAAGUAAGGGAUUUGCCUUUGUCAGUUACGAUAAUUUCCAAUCCAGCGAUACCGCCAUUGACUGUAUGAAUGGACAAUAUCUGGGAAAUCGACAAAUUGUCGUGCAAUACGCAUUCAAGAAAACCGCCACGGGAGAGCAAAGCGAAACGACGGGACGACCGGUGGGAGCGGCUCCGGAACGACACGGAUCACGAGCCGAACGCAUGUUGGCCGAUGCCAAACAAAAACAACGACAGCAGCAACGACAGCAACAAUACGGUGGAUCUUCGACGACGACUACGUUUUUCAAGCCUAAUACGCAAUUUGCUUCGGCCAUGCCGAAUUCCGCGGGUUUAGGUCACAACAACAACCACAACAACACACCACCACCCCCGCCGCCGCCGCCGUCCAUGAUGGCAUCCAAUAUGCCACCCCCACCGCCUCCUCCUCCACCACCACCCAUGACCAUGAAUAUGCCUCCCCCACCACCUCCUCCGCCGCCACCAAUGUAAUAUACGAAACUGAUAAAUAGCUGGAUGUAUUGCGUGGAUGGAAAGGAAAUCACUGGCAUGGCUGCUGUCUGUUGGUGGAAGAGAUAGAUAAUAAUAUGUUGGUACCGGUAGCGUUCCGCACUUCAACUCCCACCAACAGACCAGCCAUAAUAAGGGUGCAAGAAUGAUUCAAAGUUUAGCUAGCAACCGUAGUUACCGGUAUGCUUCGUUGAAACGUAGUUUUCAGGGACGACGGAAAUUAGGCAGUUGGGUAUUGAAAAUAAGUAAUGUACCAGGUACGGUACAUGUACUACCUAGUACCCUGUAGACAGAAUCUGAUUGAUUGAUGUACUCAUUGAUUUGAUGGUUUUUUUUUCUGUUGGCCUGUCCCAUGCGUUGCUUGAGAGCAGUGCCUUGUACUGGUAUACAGUACCUCUGGCUGGCAGGACGAGUGAGAGUCAGCUACCAUAACAGAUACUACUGUGGGGAUGGGCAAAUCUUGCAAUAGCCCUGUAUUGUAAUGGAUGUGACUCGCCAAAAUCAGUUAAAAAGACGAAAUUCGUAUUUUUGCCGGAAGAUAAAUUUAAUUGGAUUGCAUUGGAUUGGA
Molecule: messenger RNA, 1804 nt
Organism: Seminavis robusta
Lineage: Eukaryota; Bacillariophyta; Bacillariophyceae; Naviculales; Naviculaceae
Source: the annotation of a GenBank genome assembly